Messenger RNA from Necator americanus (New World hookworm), 876 nucleotides. RefSeq lists its product as uncharacterized. Bases 1 to 876 code for a protein of 291 amino acids. The transcript has 9 exons. Gene Ontology annotation, molecular function: N-acetyltransferase activity. Lineage: Eukaryota; Metazoa; Nematoda; Chromadorea; Rhabditida; Ancylostomatidae. The record is from RefSeq and is a predicted model, not a curated record.
AUGGACUUAUUUGAAAUGACGUCUGACACCAAAACAUGUUUCCAAUGUUCAUCUGAAAUGUUGCACGAAAGCUGCACUUUUAGAAAUCAAGGAAAGCAUUCCUCUAUUGUGUCGUCGCUACCGCCUGCAGAAAAGAUUCCUGUCCAUCCGAUACCGCUCCAACGAUUUUGCAGUGAUGUCGUUACGAUGUCAAGCGAACUACGAUAUGAAGUCGCCUCACGAAAACAUGCAGAAGACAUUGAAAAAUUUAUGUUGUCUGAAUUUGGAGCGAAUGAGCCGAUCACACAUUCAUUGAACGCUACCACAUCUGAUUUAUGCGACUUUUUUCAUGAUUUAUCCGAAUCUGGAUACUCAAAUGAAAAAUAUUCUACUGUGGUUUACGACCAGAACAGACUCGUUGCAAUCUGCUUAUGUUCCGUCACAAAAUACAAAGAAGGAGUAGGAUCAAUUCAUCCUGAAAUUGACGCCGAACAUCACGAUUUUGCCGAAGAAAUCCUUAAAGGUCCCUACAAGCAACACAAAGCGAACCAGUUAGUCGCUUACGUAAGUGCAUUGGAGCAUAGGCAACGGCGAUUACUUGGAAACACCACUAAAAUUCUUAAAAUUGAUAUAAUUUGUGUCUUAAGCGAAUAUAAAGGUCGUGGAAUAGGUAAGGAAUUAACUCGACGAGCGAUAGAGACUGCAAAAUCAGAGGGAUGUGAAUGGGUGGCGACAGCAGCGACAGCAAACGCAUCUCAAGCCGUCUUCUCUCGGAUCGGUUUCGAAGCGCUAUACGAAAUCCCAUAUUCUGCUUUCCGAGAGAAUGGAAAUGAGGUGUUCAGAAAUUUACACGACGGUUGCCAAGGUGGAAAAUUUAUGGCCUUAAAGGUGAAUUAA